AUGAAAGUCUACUAUAAUCGCCGGCCUCGGUCUUUGGCUUUGGUUCAAGGCGAUAACAUUUUAAUUAUCAGAGGCUCGAGCCGACGUAAUGUUCCUAAUCAGCAAGGCAGUGGAAGUGGCGGUAAUAACGCCCCUGCAGACCAAAGCCCACCAAAAUGCAUCAUUGAAUUUGCCAAACGCGACUCUAUCAAAUUCGAUCAAUAUCGUCUGCUCAGUCCCCACGAAUGUCAGGGCUGCUUGGGUCUUAUUGAGAUCAAUUAUGACGUUUAUCUUUGUGUCAUUACAAAGGGUGCCGAAGUGGCUCAGCCCCGUCCUGGUGAAACUGUUAACCGUAUUUACUCUGUCGAAUUUUACUGCGUAAAUAACAAUGAUUGGGAUUUUGUUACCCUUGACGCUAAUGGUUAUGCUAUUGAUCAAAAUAUAGGUCUAGCUUCAGCAGCAACAGAUUCUUUGAACCGCCUUCAUAUUGGAAGUGAACAUCCCUGUGCAAGUAUCCGUAAAUUAUUAAGUAACGGAAGUUUCUAUUAUUCGUCCAACUUUGAUGUGGCUACGGUCCUACAAUAUCGUGGAGGUGGAUCCAAUGCAAAGAAAAGUACACUUACUAUGGAGAUGGCUGAUCGCUCUUUCAUGUGGAAUAGUUUUAUGACUGAAGGUCUUAUUAACUUUCGUAACCAUCUAAGUGAUUCUCAACGCCAAGAGCUUGAUGAGUGUCAUUUCCUCACAACAGCUAUCCGUGGCUUUGCAGAAUCUAAAGAAGUUCGAAUCGGAAGUUCUCAUGAACCUGCUAUGCUCACUAUCAUUUCUCGCCAGUCAUGGCGACGCGCAGGUACCCGUUACAAUGCCCGCGGUGUUGACGACGAAGGAAAUGUGGCAAACUUUGUGGAGACUGAAACUAUAUUAAGUUAUGGAGAUCUCAUUUACGGUUUUACUCAAAUCAGAGGUUCUGUUCCUAUUUUUUGGGAACAAGAUGCAAAUAUUAUUUCUGCAAAAAUCAACAUUACCCGAUCAUCUGAGGCCACCCAACCAGCAUUUAACAAGCAUUUCGAGCAAUUGGUUCAAAAGUUUGGUAUCGUCCAUGUUGUCAACUUACUUGCAAACAAACCUGGCGAGUAUGAACUUAGUGAACGUUACCGAAACCACAUUCUUGCAUCUCGUAAUCUCAAGGGAAAUCUUGGUUUAACUGAAUUUGAUUUUCACGCUGAAGUGGCCUCAAGAGGUUAUUCUCAAGCCAACAGAAUUAUCCCACUUCUUCAGGAAGCGUUUUUGGAAAUCUCAUUCUACUCAAACAAUGCACGACGUCCAGCAGACAAGACUGAACAACACGGUAUUUUCCGCACAAACUGUUUGGAUUGUUUAGACAGAACUAAUUUGGUCCAACAACUUAUUUCAAAGGAAGCUCUCAUGAUGUUUUUUGAGCUUUACCGUAUUCCACCUGGUCAGGAUAUUUGGGCCAAACAUAACUUUAUUUGGGCAGAUAAUGGUGAUCAACUGUCUCAGAUCUACGCCGGGACUAAUGCACUCAAAACAUCAUUUACUCGCAGUGGUAAGAUGGGAUUUGCAGGUGCCCUUGCUGAUGUAACAAAAUCCGUUGGUCGUCUUUAUAUCAACAACUUUGUGGAUAAAGGUCGCCAAAACACCAUGGAUUUGCUUUUGGGACGAACUGCUGGUCAGCAACAGGUCGUUUUACAUGACCCAAUUAAUGAUUAUGUUACAGUGGAACUGACAAGACGUGUUGGCGAUUUUUCUUCAACCAGAAACAUUAAGGUAUUCGCUGGCACCUUUAAUCUCAACGGUGUCAUGUCACCAGAUGAUCUUUCAGGUUGGCUUUUCCCACCUGAUGGUGGCCGUGAAGCCCCUGAUAUUGUACUUGUUGGCUUUCAAGAAAUUGUUGAACUUACACCAAGUCAAAUCCUCAAUGCUGAACCAUAUAAGCGUGAGUUUUGGGAAACACGAGUUGCAAAUACACUUAACCAGCGCGAUGAAUAUGUUUUGGUUCGGUCUGACCAACUGGUGGGUACCGCGCUUAUGAUGUUUGUGCGCAAAGCUGAAGUCUCCUAUGUCAAGAAUGUUGAAGGUGCCAUGAUCAAAACAGGUUUAGGAGGUAUGGCCGGUAACAAGGGAGGUAUUGCUGUUAGUUUUUACUUUGCUAGUACUUCUUUUUGCUUCAUCACUGCCCACUUGGCUGCAGGUCCAAAUAACAUUGACGAACGCCACCACAAUUUCAAAACCAUUUCCUCUGGUUUGGUAUUUUCUCGGGGACGUCGCAUUAAGGCUCAUGACAGCAUCAUCUGGCUUGGUGAUUUUAAUUAUAGAAUCAAUAUGCCAUAUGAAUAUGUUAAGGAGGAAAUCAAAAAGGGAAAUUUGGAAAAGCUUUUUGAGAAAGAUCAACUCUAUGACCAAAUGGUGAGGGGUGAAACUUUUCCUUUCUACAAUGAAAUGCAAAUCAAUUUCCCACCAACAUACAAGUUUGACAAUGAUUCAAAUGAGUAUGAUACCUCAGAAAAGAUGCGUACUCCUUCUUGGACUGACCGCAUCUUAAGUCGUGGAACAAACCUUCACCAGACCAGUUAUGGAUGUGUCCCAAAAAUUAUGUUUUCAGAUCAUCGCCCAGUUUAUGCCACAUUUAAUGCUACUGUGGUUGUCGUUGAUGAAGACAUUAAGAAUAGACUUGCGAACGAGUUGUACAACCGUCGUCGUCUUGAGGUUGGCGAUGCAAAUGAUUUGGUUUCAUUAAUUGAUUUAAAUGAAACAACGCUUACCCAUGGCCUGCCACCCCCAUCUAGUGACUCUCGCAAGUGGUGGAUUGCUGGUGGUCAGAGCACCAAAGUUAACUUUCAGCCACCCACUGGUACGGUCAUAAACCCAGACCGCGAUACCAAUCCGUUUGUUGAAGACGUUGAUUUCAUCAAGCCUCCUCUUCCUCCACGACCACACACGUUUACUUCUGGUACAAAACCACCAUCUGCUCCAGCAAUCUCCGGAAACAAACCAGAAGUCAGAGCUGCUCACCGUUCAAAUACGAUUGCCAGUGGACCAGGUGCUCGCCAGAUGAACCGCAAAUCUCUUUCACCACCACCUGUACCACGUAAACCGGUGUCGUUAAGUUCCAAACCAACGGCAUCGGGUGUGGCCAAAAGUGCGGCUCACAAGCCUGCGUCCACUCCAAGCCCAACCCCAAUCCCAACUACCGCUCACAUAUCGGCUUCUUCAUCGCCCUCUUCUGAAGCAGGAGUACCUGCCCCUCCUCCAAAGAGAAAAUCUGUUAAGUCUAAUGGAACAACUCCGCCAACAGGAUCCAAAAAUUUACUUGAUGAUGAUGGGGACGCCGAAAGUGUACGAGGAUGGACGCCACCACCUAUGGUACCUACUAGCGGUGCCAACAGCGUAAAGGGGUCAUCAGGAGGGCAUUCUACACCUAAGAGUUUACUAGAUGAUGAUGACCAAGAAGGGGCAGCGCCGAGUGUGUCAGGGCUUACUCUGUUGCAACCCACAAGUUAA
This is a messenger RNA of Magnusiomyces paraingens, 3498 nucleotides long. RefSeq lists its product as uncharacterized. Gene Ontology annotation, cellular component: membrane; cytoplasm. Gene Ontology annotation, molecular function: phosphatidylinositol-4,5-bisphosphate 5-phosphatase activity; phosphatidylinositol-3,5-bisphosphate 5-phosphatase activity. Gene Ontology annotation, biological process: phosphatidylinositol dephosphorylation. The record is from RefSeq and is a predicted model, not a curated record. NCBI's taxonomy places the organism in Eukaryota, Fungi, Ascomycota, Dipodascomycetes, Dipodascales, Dipodascaceae. Bases 1 to 3498 code for a protein of 1165 amino acids. The transcript has a single exon.